Messenger RNA from Brienomyrus brachyistius, 1268 nucleotides. RefSeq names its product sulfotransferase 6B1-like. The transcript has 7 exons. Lineage: Eukaryota; Metazoa; Chordata; Actinopteri; Osteoglossiformes; Mormyridae. Bases 15 to 896 code for a protein of 293 amino acids. The record is from RefSeq and is a predicted model, not a curated record. Gene Ontology annotation, molecular function: sulfotransferase activity. Gene Ontology annotation, cellular component: cytoplasm. Gene Ontology annotation, biological process: sulfation.
CCGUGGAGUGCAGCAUGCUGUCAUUCAACAUUCGAGAUGCUCCAAAUGUAAAAGACGGGGAGAAACUUUAUAGGUACAAUGGGAUUCUAUACCCUGCCAUUGUAAGUCCAGCAGAGAACCUGAAAGCUCUGGAGAGUUUUCAGGCAAGGCCAGAUGAUGUCAUGUUAGUAGCCUAUCCUAAAUGUGGAUUCAACUGGAUGGUGGCUGUGCUGCGGAAAAUCAUGGCUGCUGGAGCUAUGGUGACGAAAGAGGCAUCACAGAUGCCUCCACUGAUUGAAUUCUGCAGCCCAGAAGUCCAAAAGAUAAUGGAUGCAGCUCCUUGCCCAAGGAUCCUAGGAACACACCUCCACCCCAACAACAUCCCUGCCUCUUUCACAGCAAAGAGAUCCAAGAUGCUGGUUGUGUUCCGGAACCCCAAAGACACGGCUGUGUCCUACUACCACUUCACCUGCGAAAACCCAGUGCUGCCCCAAGCCAAAUCCUGGGGCGACUUUUACUCAAAGUUCAUGACAGGGGAAGUGGCCUGGGGUUCCUAUUUUGACCACGCUCUGGCCUGGGAGAAAUGUAUGGAUGAUCCUAAUGUGAUGAUUGUAACCUUUGAAGACAUGAAAAAGAAUCUUCAGCAACAGAUCAAAGAAGUGUCAAAGUUUCUUAAUGUGAGUCUGGCUGAGGAUGAGAUCACUGUGAUAGCUAAGGAGAGCACCUUCAGUGUCAUGAAGGAGCACUCUAAAGAGUCACAUGGGCAGAUGGGUGACGUCUUCUUCAGAAAAGGUGAGGUGGGAGACUGGAAAAACCACUUCAGCAAGGCCCAGAGUCAAGAGAUGGAUACUGUGUUUGAGAAGCAUCUGUCUGGAACAAGGCUAGCAGAUAAGCUACAAUAUCAUCUCUAUUGUUAGUGUAAACUAAAAACACAAAGCACUGGUCAGAAUUAACUAUUAAAUGAGUAAAAAUGAAGCUGAUAAGAGGACAGAAUUAGAUAAAGUUUGAUUUAAAAGUGUUUUAAACUCUGUCCACAGUGCAGAGGCCAAAAUGGUAUGCAAAAAAUAGUAAUGCAUUAAUAGUGACAUCACAACGCUGACCACUUGUAUUGUCCAUUUGGUAACCAGGCAUUGGCAUUGACCUGACAGAACCUAAUAAUGAUAAUUUGAAUCAGCCCAAGUACCGUAUGUUCACACACAGGGAAUUUGCCUCCGGUUGUUUUAUAUACAUGCAGUAGGUAAUUAAUUGUGGAUUUUUAAACAACAAUUCAUUGUUCAUUUUUAUUUAUA